Messenger RNA from Plasmodium gallinaceum, 3720 nucleotides. Its product is annotated as AP-4 complex subunit epsilon, putative. Gene Ontology annotation, cellular component: membrane coat; AP-4 adaptor complex. Gene Ontology annotation, biological process: intracellular protein transport; receptor-mediated endocytosis. Gene Ontology annotation, molecular function: cargo adaptor activity. The record is from RefSeq and is a predicted model, not a curated record. NCBI's taxonomy places the organism in Eukaryota, Apicomplexa, Aconoidasida, Haemosporida, Plasmodiidae.
AUGCUUGGAUUAACUGGAUCAUGUUUAUCAAAAGAAUUUUUUGAUUUGGCCAAAUCUAUAGGAGAAACUCGUUCUAAACAGGAGGAAGAUAGGAUUAUUUGUAAUGAAAUUGUUUUAUUAAAAUCAAGAUUUUCUGAACCUAAUGCAUCAGUCAAACAAAUAAAAGAAUAUUUAAUAAGAGCUAUUUAUAUUGAAAUGCUAGGUCAUGAUGCUUCAUUUGCUUAUAUUCAUGCAGUUAAAUUAGCUCAUGAAAAAAAUAUUUUAUGUAAAAGAACUGGUUAUUUGGCUUGUAAUUUAUUUUUAAAUAAAGAUCAUGAAUUAAUGUUGUUACUAAUUAACACAAUUCAAAAAGAUUUAAAAAGUGAUAAUCAUUUAGAAAUAUGGGCAGCCUUAAAUUGUGUGUGCAAAUUAUUGAAUAAUGAAAUGAUACCAGCUAUUUUUCCAAUUAUUAAAAAUUUAUUAAAUCAUAAAAAUGAAUUAAUAAGAAAAAAGGUAUGUAUGUUAUUACAUAGAAUAUAUUUAAUAGAUCCUUCAUUAAUUAAAGAAAUAGACAAUUUUUUAAAAAAAUUAUUGUGUGAUAUAGAUCCUUCAGUUAUGGGUGCUUCGUUAAAUUUAAUUUCAUGCAUUGCUAAAAAUGAUAUAACUUAUUGUAUUAAAUUGGUACCUUAUUUAGUAUCUAUACUAAAACAAAUUUGUGAAAAUAAAUUACCAAGAGAUUAUGAUUAUCACAGAAUACCAGCACCAUGGAUACAAAUAAAAAUUUUGUCAAUUUUUCGAAUUUUAGGAUAUUCAAAUAAAAAAUUAUCUGAACAGAUGUAUGAAGUAUUGCAAAAAACUAUGCAGAGAGCUGAUUUUGGUAUAAAUGUUGGUUAUGCCAUUAUUUAUGAAUGUGUUAAAACUAUUGCAACAAUAUAUCCAUCCCAUCAUUUAUUAGAAUUAGCUUCUUUAUCUAUUUCUAGAUUUAUUUCAUCAGAUAAUCAUAAUCUCAAGUAUGUAGGAGUAACAGGAUUAGCUUUAAUAGUAAAAAUUAAUCCUGCUUAUGCAAGCGAGCAUCAAUUAGCCGUAGUAGAUUGUUUAGAAGAUAAAGAUGAAACACUUAAAAUGAAAACGUUAGAUUUACUAUAUCAGAUGACUAACCCUUUAAAUGUUCAAGUUAUAGUUGAAAAGUUAUUAUUUUAUAUGAAUAAUUCUCUUGAUAUUCAUUUUAAACAUGAUUUAGCUUGUAAAAUUAUUCAAUUAAUCGAAAGAUAUACACCAGAUGAUAUAUGGUUUUUAAAUAAAAUUAAUUCUGUGUUUUUAUCGGUAGGUGAAUUACUAGACGAAAAUUAUUCAUAUUCUAUUAUUAAAUUAUUAAAAGAUAGUCCUAUUUGUUUGGAUUCAGAUUCAAGUGAUGAAAUUAUUAGAAAUGAAGAAAAUAACGAAAAUAAUAAUUCUAACAAUGUGAAUAUUGAAAAUUUGAAUAUUGAAGAUAUAGAAAAUAAAAAUAUUAUUAAUAAGGAAAAUUCUUUAUAUGAUAUGGAUAAUAAUAAUAAUAAUAAUAAUAGUAAUCCAAAUGAAGAAUUAAAUAAUAUAAAUAAUGAUAUUAAUGCUAUUGAUCAUAUUAAAAGAGAUCAUAUAAAUGACUUAAAGAAUGAUUCUAUAAAUAAAGAGGGUAAUGAUUUGAAUAAUGAGAAAAAUUAUGUAGAUAAUAAAAAUAAUAAGAAUAUAGCAAAUAACAAUAAAAGUUAUCAAUCUAAAGAAAGCAAUAACAAUAUACAAAUAAACGAAUCAAAAGAAAAAAAAAAAAUUAAUGAUGAUAUAGACAAUUUAAGAAAAUAUGCUGUUAAUACAUAUAUAAGAUUAUUAGAAAAUAAUGAAAAUAUUCCAUUUAUUUUAAUGCAAAUUAUAUGUUGGGUAUUAGGUGAAUAUAGUUAUUUAUGCGAUUUAGAAAAUUAUACUGCAGAAGAUAUUAUAGAUUUAUUGUGUGAAUGUUUAGAAAAAAAUUUUAACAAUGCAAAUAGAGUAAAAUCAUGUAUAAUAACAGCUAUUUUUAAAUUAUGUUGUUUUAAUAAUAUAACUGAUCAUGUAGUAGCAAAAAAAUUAAUUGAAAAAUAUAAAAAUAGUCAACUAACUGAUAUGCAACAAAGAUGUUAUGAAUAUGAUUUAAUUUUAAAAAAUCCUACUUUAAUGAAAAAUUUAUUUUCUGUUGACAGUAAGCAAAAUAUAGUUGUCGAUGAAAAUUUAUCUUUUUUAAAUCCAUUCAUAGAAAAACAUUUGAGAAAUGGAGGAAAAUCUUAUAUAGAAAAAGAUUUAAGAAAAAAUGCAAUACAAUUUGAAACUUCAAAAAAUAAUAUUCCUGUACUAAAUUUUACUCCAUAUGAAGUUCCAGUUAAUAAUAACUUUCAUUUAGACAAUUUGAAUGUUUGUUGUAACAAUUCUACAUAUGAAAAAAAUUAUAACUAUGAUCCAUCUCUUAAUAUGUCUAAAACUGAUAGUAUUGAUAAUAUAAAGGAAAAAGAAAAACCUUUUAAACUUAAUGUAAUAGGACCAAAAAAAUGGAGAAAAAAGGUAGUUAAAAAUGAAGAAAAAAAAAAUAACAAAAAAAAAAAAAAAAAAAAAAAAAAAAAAAAAAAAAAAAAAAAAAAUGAAAAUAACUAUAAUAAAUAUAAUAAUAUUAUGGAAUCAAAAAAAAGAUUAGAAGAUAUUGAAGUAGAAAAUAAAUUACCAAAAAAUAUUAAUACAGAAGAAGACGAAGAUAAUUAUUACGAUGAAGAAAAUGAAGAUGAAGAAGAAAUUGAAGAAGAAGAAGAAGAGGAAGAAGAAGAAGAAGGAGAGGAAGAUGAAGAUGAUGAUGAUGAUACAAAAGAAGGAAUUGAAAAUGAAAAAAAAAUGGAUAGUAUAGAAAAUUAUAAAAAUUACGAAAGAUUUGAUGAAAAAAAUAUUGAUCAUUUAAAAGAAUAUGAAUAUCAAAUUGAUAAUCAUGAGAGUAAUAUAUAUGAGUAUAAAAACUCAUUUAAAUUAAAAAAAGAUUAUACAAAUAAUAAAGCACAUAACCAUGAAUUAACAGAAAAGGAAAAGAUGGCAGCUGCUUUAUUUAAUGGCUUGAUAUCGAAUAAUUCAUCAGAAAGUAAUACAAGAAACUAUUUUGUUUCCAGUUUUUCAGCUAAAAAAGGUAUAUCAGGAUUAUCAAAUAGAAAUUAUUUUAAAAAUAAAUGUGAUAAUAAGGAUGGUGAAAACAAAACAAAUUCUACGAAAAGAAUUUUAGAAAAUAUUCAAAGUAAAGGUGAUGCAAUAAAUCAAAAUGAACAAAUGAAAAAUUCUUCUAAUAUAAUGGAUAAUAAUAUAAAUAAAUCAGAAGACAUUAAAAGGAAACCCUUUUCUUUUGAUAUGUUAGAUUUAAAUGAAUCAUCACAAAACAUGGAUGAAACAUAUGAAAGUAAAACAGAUAUUGAAGAGGAUAAAAAUCAAUGGGAUAAUAUUAGUAUUCAGAAAAGAGCUGUUUUUUUAAACACUUCGAAAUUAAAUAUAUUUCAAGCUAUUAAAAAAAUUGAGAAUAAUUUGGAUGCUAAAAUAGUAGAAGUGUCUGAAAAAGAUGCAUUUACUUCAUGCAUAUAUCGCAAAUGUAAAGUUUUAAUAAAAAUAAAAUUAGAUAAUAAUAAAUUAAUUUUUUUAGUAAAAUCCGCUGAAAACACCAUAAUUGACAGCAUUCUUGACAAUCUAAGAAGUUUGUUUUAUACCUAA